Messenger RNA from Acanthisitta chloris (rifleman), 537 nucleotides. Its product is annotated as neuronal pentraxin receptor-like. The record is from RefSeq and is a predicted model, not a curated record. Lineage: Eukaryota; Metazoa; Chordata; Aves; Passeriformes; Acanthisittidae.
CCCGACGAGCCGCCCGCCGUGCGGGAGCUGGAGGAGGCUGUCCGCACCCUUCAGGACCGCAUCGACCGGAUAGAGCAGGAGCUGCCAGCCCGUGCCAACGGCUCAGCACCCACUGCCCCAGCACGCAAUGCCCUCCACACCAAGAUGGAGCAGCUGGAGGAGCAGCUCCUCUCUAAGAUCCUGACCCUGCAGAAGGAGCGCCAAGCUGCCAACACUGACCGCAGCCAGCAGCAGCACAACAUCGAGAAGGAGCUGAACUCCCUCCAGAACCGGGUGAUGGAGCUGGAGCAUGGACCACUGGGCUACAGCCCUCCUGAUGCCUUCAAGGUGACCAUCCCAGUGCAGAACAACUACAUGUACGCCCGCAUAAAGAAGAGCCUGCCGGAGCUCUAUGCCUUCACCAUCUGCAUGUGGCUGAAGUCCAAGGCUGUAGCAGGGCUUGGCACCCCUUUCUCCUACUCUGUCCCAAGCCAAGCCAAUGAGAUUGUGCUGUUGGAGUGGGGCACUAACCCCCUGGAGCUGCUCAUCAACGACAAG